AUAUAAAGUCUGCUGACACUGGCGUCCAACUUAGUCUUUCCAAUUUGAAUUGCUUUGCGAACAAGGAAACAAUACGAUGUCCUUAAACAAGGUGCUACUCGUUUUGGCUCUGACGGUGACCUCGGUCCUAGGACAGUGUUCCAGGCAAGAAAACUCUGAUAUUGGGCUUCCUGACCUUCAAGUUCACAGUGGCCGACCAGAAGGAGAUUGCUGCGGAAUUUGUCAAUCAGUUUCAGGAUGUAGAGGUUAUGCAUGGAAUAGUUACGAGGGGGGAACUUGCUGGUUGAAAGCAGGGACGGGGCCGAUCACUUUUAAUCCCGGUGUUGUUGUUGGAACGAUCGGUGGCGACCCCGGAGACGGACUCGUCAGCUACCAAGAAUUCUCACAGGCUGUGACCAACAACGGAUAUCCAACACCUUCCCAGCAGCAAUACAACGCCUUUGUCAGUUCUGCUGGCCCAAAAGGUCAGAUUUCCAGUAAACAGGAAGCUGCAAUGGCCAUUACCCAUUUUAUGCAUGAAUCCGAUGGUCUGCGAGCAAAGCGUGAGUACGCCUGCAUUGAGAAUGGAUGUCCAGACUCCUAUAGAACUCCGGGAUGUGAUGCUAAUGGUCAAUGGUACUAUGGUCGAGGUUAUAUUCAACUAUCUUGGUGUUACAAUUAUCGGCCGGCUUCUAUGUACCUCUUUGGGGAUGAGAGACUAGUUUGGGACUCUGAUAUGGUGGCCAGGGAGGAAACUAUCGCGUGGGACACGGCUUUCUGGUUUUGGAUGCAAAAUGUCCACAAUGCUGCUGGCGUCCAGCAAGGCAUGUUCGGGGCAUCCACACGAGCGAUAAAUGGUGGUUUGGAAUGCGAUGGACCCAAUCAGCAUAUUGCACGACACAGGUAUGAGAUGUACAAGAUUGUGAGGAGAUCAUUCGGACUAUCUGGGGAUGGAGACGAACGAGGCUGUUACAAUUAAUAAGCUUCAUAUCCUCCGUAAUGUUAAUACAUAUAUUUUUGAAAUUGUCAACAUUCGUUAAAAUCGCAAAAUAAAAUUUCCAAGCGCCUUCAUAUUGCUAAUCUGUCAAACAA
Folsomia candida is the source of this 1071-nucleotide messenger RNA. Its product is annotated as chitinase 4. Gene Ontology annotation, cellular component: extracellular region. The transcript is spliced from 9 exons. NCBI's taxonomy places the organism in Eukaryota, Metazoa, Arthropoda, Collembola, Entomobryomorpha, Isotomidae. Gene Ontology annotation, biological process: chitin catabolic process; cell wall macromolecule catabolic process; proteolysis. The record is from RefSeq and is a predicted model, not a curated record. Bases 77 to 958 code for a protein of 293 amino acids. Gene Ontology annotation, molecular function: protein binding; chitinase activity.